Messenger RNA from Carya illinoinensis, 1005 nucleotides. RefSeq names its product NDR1/HIN1-like protein 10. Gene Ontology annotation, biological process: defense response to other organism. Lineage: Eukaryota; Viridiplantae; Streptophyta; Magnoliopsida; Fagales; Juglandaceae. The transcript has a single exon. The record is from RefSeq and is a predicted model, not a curated record. Bases 86 to 766 code for a protein of 226 amino acids.
CCCAUCCUGCAUGUCAUAAUAUCAUAUUCUCGAAGUCUUCUUUAGCAAUCUUGAUUAUUCUCCUCCGUUAAUUUUCUUGGUUGCCAUGGCAGAGAAACAACCUCAUCUGAACGGAGCAUACUACGGCCCUGCAGUUCCACCCCCUAGUCAAUACUAUCACCGCCACGGAAGCAGCCGUGGUUGCGGCUGCUGCGGCUGCCUUUUCAGUUUGCUUUUCAAGAUCAUUGUCAGCGUUGUUAUCGUUGUAGGCCUUGCGGUCCUCAUCUUCUGGCUCAUCUUCCGCCCCAACAGGGUCAAGUUUCAUGUCACCGAUGCCUCGCUUACCCAGUUCAACUUCACCACCAACAACAACACGCUCCACUACAACCUUUCCGUCGACAUCAGCGUUAGAAACCCAAACAAAAAGAUCGGCAUAUACUACGAUCGCAUCGAAGCUAGGGCCUAUUUUGAGGAUCAGAGGUUUAGUACGGUACCGCUUCCCCCGUUUUACCAAGGACAUAAGAAUACGACCUUUUUGAGUCCGGUGUUUAAAGGGCAGACAGUUGUUUUGUUGGGAGCAGAUGAGCUUUCCGAGCUUAAUUCAGAUAAGAGCGUUGGGGUUUUUGACGUUGAAGUUAAGCUCUAUCUCCGGAUUAGGUUUAAGUUGGGUAAGGUCAAGAGUUGGCGGAUGAGGCCCAAGAUCGAGUGCGACUUGAAGGUUCCUUUGAGUUCUAAUGGAAAAGUAGCGGGUGGCUUUCAGACUACCAAGUGCCACAUUGAUUUCUGAUCAUUUGCCUCCACGAGUCUUCGAUUCCGUUUUAUUAUUUCUUAAUUCAUGUUGAUUUUCUGUCACAUAUGUAUUCCAUAGACGAUGGUUAGGCUCUAGAUCUUCUACCUAGCUAGUGGGUGAGCUAUUAUAUAUAGACGUACGACUAUGAUAUUAUUUUGCAUUAUACGUUACGUAAGAUCGAUGUUUUUUCUUCUCACGCGUUUUUAAUUUUGAUUCUUCAUAUUAUAUAUUUUCUA